Molecule: messenger RNA, 1542 nt
Organism: Cyphellophora europaea CBS 101466
Lineage: Eukaryota; Fungi; Ascomycota; Eurotiomycetes; Chaetothyriales; Cyphellophoraceae
Exons: 1
Coding region: 1-1542 (513 amino acids)
Source: RefSeq, a predicted model, not a curated record
AUGAAUUCGGCUCUUGUUUCUGAUAGAGCACUAUGGCUGAUCAUCCCAAUCGCAUGUGCAGUAGCUGCUGUCUCGUUCGCUUACCCACUCCGUGACAUUAAAGAGGCAGCGACAGCACCACCAAUAGAGGAGCAACCUAAUGCGAGACGGGUGGACGACGAUGCAGAAGAUCACAUUCCGGUUGGAGCACUGAAGGUGCUGUCCGAUGGGCAUAGCUUCCAUCUGCGCAAUGCGGCCUUCAAGAUAGCUCUAUCUCAAUCGCUAAAAGAUGUACCGAAAGCAGCGCUCCUCAAGGACCUCUCAAGCAAGCAGCCCGAAAGACGAGAUCAAGCAUUGCAAGCAUUAGUUUUUCUCAUUCACGGUCCGGAUGCAAGCGAUGCUGACUUUACACUCACUCGUAAGCAGCAACAUCUGCAUUUCCAAAAUCUGGCCACCUAUCGAGCGUUGGUCACUGCUCUCGUCAACCUUCUACCUUUUCACACGCAUACUCCUACCGACAUUUGUUUCGCCAAAGGCGGACACCCGCCUUCACCGAUCAGGCCCCUGCUUCGACCCACCAACGAAGUGACUCUCAUCAACUUGGUACUUGAACUCCUUAGGUCGUACAGGCGCUCACCCAUUCCGCCAGAAGGUGGACUUCAGACCUUCCUGAAAGCCGGCAUCGUACAGCGGUGGCUUGCCAAUUAUCCUUUCCCGUGCACCUUGCCUCAGUAUUUGAAGCUCAACUUCAGACGAUCCGACGUUGUCGAGCUCCUCACAGACAAAGCGUACGCUCGCGAUGACUACUUGAUGGCCGAGCUGGUGCAGCAUCUCUCACGAUACCCACCUGCACAAAUCGAGCUACGCAACGCUGGCCUCGCAACGAGAUCAAGCAAGAUCACGGAGCGAUUUAGGUCAGAUAGCAUCGACGAUUCCAUCAUCUUCAUCCGCGAAAACCUUGGACCCGCAAAUCCACUGACGAUGGGUGAUGCGGGCAACGACGGCGCCACAGGCUGGCAGCACUUUGAUCCACCGAGGAUCGAUCGGAACGGCAUUGAUCUGCCACGGCCGAGAUCUUCGGACCGCAGCUCUUCAGAGGAGCGGCUACGUCGUCGUCACAGAGAAGCCAUCGUCGUUGCAGACCCGGGCCAGCCAGUCAGCAAUCAAAACAUUCUACAGCGUGUGACUAGCGGAGUUGCGCCGAGCAGGGGCUUAAACAACGACGAUACCCAGCACCCGGGACAGAUUGGCAGAGCUGACAGCGAGCGGGAGGAAGUCGCCAGCCACCUCUCGUUCUCCGAGGUUAGUGGCAGUGCGACGCCUAGUAGCAUGCCGAGCCUGCUGAGCGCAACUGCAGCGAACAGUGUAGAUCACGAGAGAGCGAGGAGGGAAGAGUUGGAGCGACGUCUUGGUGCAAGACAAAUCAGUGGUGCUGAGGCUGGCCUGACUUCUGACACGACGAAUGCACCACAGACGGCCGGGGACUUGUUGGAGAUGGCCCUGAGGGCAAGGGAGCAGUCAAGGGCCAGUCAGCCUAGCCAGGGAAGCCUGGAUGGGCAGUGA